Messenger RNA from Rhizophagus irregularis DAOM 181602=DAOM 197198, 687 nucleotides. RefSeq lists its product as uncharacterized. NCBI's taxonomy places the organism in Eukaryota, Fungi, Glomeromycota, Glomeromycetes, Glomerales, Glomeraceae. The record is from RefSeq and is a predicted model, not a curated record.
AUGAUAGAAGAUUUGUGUUAUACGUUAAGAUGGAAAAAACGCCCAAUAUUUGGAGAUUACUAUAGAAACUGGAUGAAAUGUACAAUAGAAUCAAAUAUAAAGUUCAUUAAGAAAGGAACAAGCGUGAAUAGAUUUGUAACCAACGUAUUGGAUAAUGAAAUACGGGCAUAUAAAAUCAACAAUUUCAUAAAAGAAUUACCUACAUAUGAAAUUUUAUUCAAGAGAGGUAAUAAUGCAAUUAUAACGGAAGCUUGCAUCAGAUGCUACAAUAGAACCAAUAAUCAUAAUGUACCAGCAAAUUGGGACCACAUGUGGGAGUGUACGAGUAAUGAGUACACGGAAGAAAAAAUAAUGUUCAAUGCUCUUAUGGAAUUAGAAAAUGAAUUUAAAAAUAAUACGAUAAAAAUUAAGCCGUUAAAACAUGUCACGGUAGAAUAUAUAACGUUAAUGAAUCAAACAUCAAAAAUUUUAAUAUCGGAAAACACUGGCAGGCACGCCUUGAAAUUUAGAGAAUUGACGAAAGGUUUAUAUAAUAAUCAAUUAAAUAAAAUAGGAAGAACCGAAGCUAAGAAAGAGAUGGUUAAAGGAAAAGAUACUGUAUGGUUACCGAGAUGUUCAGAAGUUAUAGCAAAAGAAUUGAACAUAACAGCAAAAGAUAAAAAAGGAAAAGAAUGGAAGGAAAAAUAG